Messenger RNA from Hyaloscypha bicolor E, 351 nucleotides. RefSeq lists its product as uncharacterized. Lineage: Eukaryota; Fungi; Ascomycota; Leotiomycetes; Helotiales; Hyaloscyphaceae. The transcript has 3 exons. Bases 1 to 351 code for a protein of 116 amino acids. The record is from RefSeq and is a predicted model, not a curated record.
AUGUCGGCUGAAGUUGCAAUUGUUGUUCCUCAGGGCGUGGCUGCCCAGGGCAUGCGCAAGAAUGGAAAGCAAUGGCACGAACCAAAGACCGCAUUCCGACCAAAGGCAGGCAAUUCAUCAUUCGAGAAGCGUCAAGAAGAACGUAAGGCCAUGGCCGCAGUGAAAGCCAAGGAGAAAGAGAUGAAGGAUGAGAAGGAGGCUGAGAGACAGAGGAGAAUACAAGCUAUCAAGGAUAAGAGGGCUAAGAAAGAGGAGAAGGCUCGUUAUGAGAAGCUGGCAGAGACGAUGCAUAAAAAGCGGGUGGAGAGGUUAAAGAGGAAGGAGAAGCGGAAUAAGAUGUUGAAGUCAUGA